Messenger RNA from Hippocampus zosterae (dwarf seahorse), 1596 nucleotides. RefSeq names its product double zinc ribbon and ankyrin repeat domains 1 (gene dzank1). The transcript has 12 exons. NCBI's taxonomy places the organism in Eukaryota, Metazoa, Chordata, Actinopteri, Syngnathiformes, Syngnathidae. The record is from RefSeq and is a predicted model, not a curated record. Bases 1 to 1509 code for a protein of 502 amino acids.
AUGGCUGCCCUCCGGCUUCGGCCGCCGGGGUCCAGUUGCGAGACCGUCGUCGCUACGCGCAUGCGCGUCAGAAACAACUGUUGCCGUGGUGACGCACGCAAAACAUUCACAAGCUCGCGCGCUCGGCAGUGUUCAAGUAGCCUCAAGCUUGACUCGGACUCAGCGGCGACCAUGACAGCGGGGGCGGUGGCGGCGCCGCGCAUCAUUGCCAUCACGCGAGGGAACAAAGCCACGUCAAAGAACCACAUUGACACCGACACGCUUGUUUGCAUUCAGUCAGACACGGGCCAGGCGCGUCUUCUCUACACGCUGGACGGCUCCAAGCCGGCGCGCGAGGCGCCUUCGGGCUCGGGAAGCGGCGGGCGCCGCUACCUUUCGCCGUUCCUGCUGCCCGGCGGCCGAGUGUGCGUCCGAGCCGUGGCCGCCACCAGCGAUGGCCGCGAGAGCGCCACCGUCACCAAAGUCUUCAUCGUCCGGGAGGCGGAACCUUCGCAACAGGAGGCGAUUCCGGCGGGCCGAGGCUUGCGCCCUGAAGUCGCGACCUCGCGCCAGCCUCAAGGGUCAAAGGUGACGGGCGACGCCCGGUCCCUUCCUCGUGCGGCUCCGCCCGACCGUGUUUCCGCGCGCUCCGGUUGGGAGGACACCGGACCCCCCGGCGGCGCGCUGAACACCUGCACUCACUUCCCCAGGUGUCCAAUUUUCUGUCUGACGUGCGGCACUUUGGCGAAGGCCCCCGCUGACGGAGGACAGCCGCCGCGUUGCGUGUGGUGCCACGCCCAAGUUCCGGUCAACGCUCGCGCGUGUUCCAGAGGCCACGCCCCCGGACAGCAGAAGCUCCGCCGCGGCCUACAGGCUCACGUUUCGUGCGCGUGUUGCGGACGAGGAACCCCGGCCGAGCUGUCGCGCUGUUUGACGUGCGACGCCCGCCUGCGCAUGGAAGGACGCCGCCCGCACACGGCGUCGGAGGUGGAGAGCGCCCCCUGUGUGCAGGACUCGCGCGAGGCGAACCCGUCCUGCUCCACGUGUGGACGCGUCAACCGGAGCGACGCCCGCUACUGCGACUGGUGCGGCACAGAGGCGAGGCGGACCUCGGGAACGCGUCGGCCGUCGGGGACCGGCAGACCGCGGGCGCCGCGCGCCGCCGUCAGCCCGGGAAGAGGUUACUGGAGGAUGCAAGUGGAUCACGUGUGCGCUCACCUGAGGAGUUUUGCCCAGAACGACGCCCCCUUCAGGACUCUGUUGGGAGAGCCUCGCCUCGGCCGGAUUACUUCGGCCGUGCUUCGGGAAGACGGCCGAGAGGUCAGCCUGACCCUCGGCUUCGCGGCGGCCGAGGACGUCGGGCGCAAAGCCGGAGAGAAAGCGAAGGUUUCCGUCUCUCCGUCCUCGUCCUCCAGGGAGCGGACCCGAACCGCCGGCGCCGCGGCCAUCGACGCCAUCGACGGGCAUUGCGCCGUCCCGCCACUUUUACUGCAGCGCGGCGCAGACAUCGACCGGCAAUCCGGCCCGUAAGAUGGCGCCGUCGCGCUUUGUCCGGCAUUUGAUGAAAUUGACGGGGAACCGUUUUGGAAACGUGAUUGUAACGAAACGGAAGCGCAA